GCCAGCGAAUCACAUGACAUUAUUUACAGUAGACAGCACAGCAAAGAUACAACGAACCGAAAAACAGAAUUGUAGAGAGGAGACUAAAGUAAUUUGUAAACCCCUACGAUCAACAAUGACGGCUCGUCAAAGAAGCUUUAUGACUUUGUUCUUUCUAAUGGUUGUCGUUUACUUUGAAGGCGUAGAAAGUCAGUCGUGCGAAAAUUUAGUUGGAGCGACCAAGAAAUGCGCUUGCACAUACCAGGACGGGAGUACCGGUACCUCAAAAUAUAUGGACUUCACUCCAUUGGCGAAUGCAGCGGGCCUGGGCCCCGCAUUCCCAUACAAGGAAGUACCAAGUGAAGACUACAAGUAUGCAUACAACCCAUGCUUUCCAUUUUCUGACAAUUUUUGUCAGGACGCAGCAGCAUGCCAGGUAUCAAAAGAUGAGAAGCACAUUUACCCAAUAGGUGACCCAUCUAGUGUGUCUUACACAGUAGAGAAUUCAGAUAUCGUCAUCACAUACGCUGGAGUGGGUGGGAGGUCAGCUAUUGUUAAUUUUCAUUGUGAUGCAACUGCACUGACACAAGCAACAUACACUCCCCUUGGUGAACAAGGUACUGAUUAUAAAUUCACAGUAGGUACCUGCCUUGCGUGUCUAACUGAUAUACCAAACUGUCAUUCUAUUUCUCCAACUUCUCCACCAGGAGGGGGAGACUCGUUCAUCGGAGGAGCUUUAUGUAUUACGUUUACAGUACUAGUGGUUGUGUACAUUGUCGGGGGAAUCCUCUUUCAAAAAUUCCACCGAGGUGCAACGGGAAAAGAAUUGAUUCCAAACUAUGCUUUUUGGACAGACUUCCCAAUUUUAGUAAAGGAUGGUUUCAUGUUUCUUAUUGGACUCUGUAGAGGAGGAAGCAGCGGAUCAGAUUAUGAAAGUAUUAAAUAAAAUGGACUUACUUACAUGUAUGAUAUCAAUAGUGCUUCCAUAAUCAUCACAGUACUUCUGCAAUAACUACUUAUAAUCAUACUAAUAACAUGGCAACAGCUCUCCAGGACUUGGCUUCACAAAACCACCUCUUCCUUCAAGCAGAGAGAGACAAAUUGUCUCCCAGGGACCUGGUUUAACAAAUCAUCAUGUGUCUAACUUCUUGAACAAAUCCUGUAUGUGACCUUAAAAGUGUAGUGAAACCAGCCCCUGGUCGCUGUAUUCCAAUUAGUGUAACUAGGUAACCAAAUUCGUACACCCCACCGAAAUCAAAGUGACCAAAGUAAUAAAGGAUUGUAAGACAAGCGAGAGAUAAAGGUCAGUAAUAAACUGGUACGCCUCUGUAAAUUUUACCCAAAAUAUGAACUCGGUGAUAUGCUCCUGCGACAUUUUCUCCGGUCUUAUUUUUUCAGAGGACAUAGGGUUAGAGAUAGGAUUGUAAUAGAGUUUUGGGUUUAGAAUAAUGUCAAGAUAAGGAUUAGAGUAUUGGAGGUUAGGUUUUAUGUUUGGCUUAAUGUGUAGAUUUUCCAUCGGUGCAACUGUCGCCGGAGAAAAUGUCGUGGAACCAUGAAUUCCACCCUUUCUAAUCAAGAAGACCUCAUCACAUGAGAUGUGAUUUAAUCAAUGUGAAGGUCACAUUUAUCAGAGUGCAAUGAAAUAUUGACAAGUGUAAAACAUCUAUGAAUUUAGACUAUGCAAAUUCCUGAUUUUGAAGGAAGGAAUUGUAUCAUGCAAAACAUGGAAGUUUUAUUCCACUCCAUUUCCCUUGUGCCUAUCUUACUUGUGAAACUUCAAAAAGAUAAAGUUUUAUUUCAUAUCAUUGAUUCAAUUUCUAUCUUUAUAAAAGAAAGAUAUUUUUGUCUUACUCAUAUAUGUUUUAGAGAUGAAUAUAUAUAUGUAUAUCAUGAACAGUAGUAUAAUAUAUUUUAUUCAUAUCUAUAUAUUGAUUAUGCUCGAAUGAAGAUUUGCUGAAUGUGCGGCCAUUUUGCAGUUGUAUUUUCCAUCACAUAUAAGUCUGGUUCAUACAUUAUGGUGAUGGCAGUGUUAUCAUACAUGUUUUGCUAUUAGAUUUCAUGAAAGCUCAUUCCAAAGCUCUUACCCUUAAAUAAUGUCAGUGCCUUGACAUUUAUUUUGAUUUGUCUUGUCAUGCUUCACACCCAGUGCACACUAUUUGAUUUGAUUGCACCAAGAUCCGUUUGCAACAAAAUCAGUGUGCGCCAACCUACAACCGUGAUGCAACUGCGACCUGCUUUGUUGCAGUAGGAUCACAUCCCAAAUCUUUCUGCAAUUUUUCUGUGCUUUUGCUAAUUUCAGCCAAUCAGAUCUGUCUUAGACGAUGAUAUCAUAGUCAAUUUGCUGCGCUUCUACAGCACAGACAACAUACAUGCAAAAGAAGAGGCCCCAUGAAAUGCGGCACACUGCAGAGCUGUUGCGAUGUGUGCGCUGACAUGCGAUGCGAUUUCACAUAGAUGAGAUGGGCAACUUGUUGAAAUUGGAUCUUUGUGCAAUCUCGUUGCCUAGUGUGCACUGGGUUGAAAAAAACUGUCUAGCUUUGGUGAGGGAUCAAUAAUUUGAUUUAUAUUUGAGUAUCACCAAACAUUCCAGUCCAAAACAUUUGGCCUUGGAUAUUUUUCAAUAGCAAAUUCUCUGUAAAAUUUGAAUAUUCAUAUCAAAAAACAUAUCUAGCACCUUCUAUCAUUGAUAUUUUUUUUUUUCAUUUUAUGUUUAUACCUGUAUCCUGAAAUUGUCUACCUACUGUAUGCCUGCUUUGGAAAAGGUUUUAUAUCAAAUAGAAAAAACCAUGCAGAUUUAAUUUUGAUCAGGCUUUCAAUCAAUGUUCAUGUAAAAUGCACAUUUUGGGGGACAGGUUUUCAAUGAGAUUUUGAUUAUUCUUUCUUUCAUAUGCUUUCACCAUUUCACUGUAUGUGAUUUUGUUAUUUGUUUUGAAAACACUUGUAAUGUUCAGUUUGAAAACAUGAUUAUGUUUAUGUUACUUUGCUGCAGGAAUAUCCAGGAAAUAUUCAUUCUAUGCAGUGUAUAGCUAUCAUUGUUCCAUCCAUUUGUUUUUGUUUAAUAUUGUAUGGUUUCUUUCAUGAGUCUUCUUUAUGUGGCAUCAUUGGGCUAGUCUGCAGGCACAGACCUUUGUUUUCACAAUUCACAUAGUGCAUAAGGCGGAGUCUGAAGUAAUGAGACUAGAUUCAUUAUGUAUUGUGGCUGCCUCUAUGUUUCUUAUUUGACACUGAGGCCCGUAUUCUGAAGUCGGGGUUAACUUAGACCAUGGUCUAACACUGCUAAAAUUAUGGGAAGCCAAAAGCCUCAAAAUUUUUUAUUAAGUUAUAUGUUUCUUAUACUGUGCUCUUUCCUGAUUCUUCAAUGGUGAAGACAAUCAUCUAUGUAUACAAUUCUUCAAUGGUGAAGACAAUCAUCUAUGUAUACAUCCUAGACAAUUAUGAAUGAUUUGAGAGUCAAAUGAGCUGAAAUAUGAUAUCUUUACUGUUAGUGAUUUAUGUAAAAAUUGGCUAUCCAUACUUAAACCACAACUUUAAACCUGAGUUUAUGUUAAACCUGACUUCAGAAUACGGGCCUGAGAGUUUGGCAUCUAAUCUUCACUCUAGACAUGGUAUAUUGGUUAAAAUGUCAAAUGCAGGUCUAUGCUUGCAGACUAUCAUUGGGCAUUGUCUGAAAAUAAACUGGUAAUAUAAAGUGCAUUUCAUUUUCUGUGAUAUUUAUGCCAAAGAAAUAUCAAUAUUGCAACUUAUCUAAAGAUAAGGCAUACAUUAUUGUAGUUUUAUUUUGUUGGCAGCACUUUCAGAAUAUCAGCAUUUCAUGAAUGCACACUAAACCUGAAAUAAUGCAAACAGUCUUGAAGAGAUGAUUUUUGUGCUCAAAUUAUAUGAGGAAUACAUGUAGAUUGUUAUUAAAUCAUUGUCUUUCAGCUAUCAUCACUAUCCGUGCCUAUUAAUAGAGAAAUAUAAAUUCAGUGAAGUCUUUGAAAGCUUUGAGCUUGGUGGUUUCAAGUAAUCCAAGGUUUACAAUUUAUGAGUAAUAUUUUUGUUUUAAUGCUAAAAAUGACAGAAUUACUUUUUAACUGUUCUAGUAGUAAACCAUACACUCAACAUUUUAUGAACCAUUGCAAGUUAUCUUUUAUUAAUGAUGAUCUACCAAAAACAUUCACUUUCAUGUGUGACUUCUCGCCAAUAAGUUAUUUUGUCCAAAGAAAUAUUCAUAAUUUGAUUUAGGCUUUAUUAUGAGGAAAUACAGCUUUAUUACAUGCAUAUCAUUUAUAGUAUUGUAUUGUAUUGUAUUGGUUGAUUGAACAUUUUAUGUACUGCCACAUUUGGUAAAUGGCUCAAAAUUUGGUUUCAUGUAUGACAUGUAGAACUUCUCACCAAUGACUUCUUUUAUCUAAUUAAUAGUAAUGAAAAUGAAAUAUAUUUUAUUGUAUAUAGAAUUCUAUCAUUUAUUGCAUUGUAUUGGACAGAUGUGCUCAUUGUGUUGCCAUUUCUGCUUAUUGCUUCAAGCAAGAACUUCUGAUACAAUGGCUGCUCUCGUAGGGCUGGGAUGAGACUAUGAAAUAGGAAUAGAUUGAAUACGCAUCAACAGAAGAAUGUGUAUUUUUUAAAUGGAUACCAGGUUUGAAUGGUUUCAUUAAAACUUUUAUGAAAAAUUGCUGACAUUUGAAUCUGAGUGUAUGAUAAAUUUGCUCUGAUAUUGUUAGAUAACCUUUCACGUGAUAUUAUUGCUAAUUAUGUAGGCUAACCCAGUAAUUUUCCAGCCAUUUCAGUUUGCAUAUUAGGGUGAAUUUUAAACUAGUACUAUUAAAAAAGCUUACUGUAUGACCAAAACCGUACUUUUCUGCUCAUUUUCAAUCAUUGAAGUCGCCUUGAUGAAUAAGUCUUUAUAGUAAGGUUAGAUUAUGAACAAAUUAUAAGAUAGAUUUAAGAGUUGCUAUUUGUUAAAGUAGAAUUAAUCGCGAUAUAGUAUUGGUCUUUCAAGGAAACUUGAUGAAUGGGUUUACUAACAAAUAAACUCCUUAUUGGUAAUGAUUAAUGUUGAAA
Molecule: messenger RNA, 5022 nt
Organism: Lytechinus pictus (painted urchin)
Lineage: Eukaryota; Metazoa; Echinodermata; Echinoidea; Temnopleuroida; Toxopneustidae
Product: cation-dependent mannose-6-phosphate receptor-like
Exons: 8
Coding region: 14-925 (303 amino acids)
Cellular component (GO): trans-Golgi network
Source: RefSeq, a predicted model, not a curated record